CUGCAGGCUGCAGGGUCUGAUAUCAACAGGCCAUCGAGACACGUCUCGUUCACACCGCGCUCUAACCGCGGGAGAGUGAUGGUCCUCCCGAGCGGUCCGAGGAGCGGAUUUACACUUUCUCAGCCGCCACUCAAACACGCAGGAGCUCCACGCAGAGGAGGAGACGGGGAGGACGCCUCCGUUUAUCCGUCCAUUCAUCAGAAUUAAUCCGGACCUCCCGGCCCCCCCCUCUCUCUAUCAGCCCGAGCGGAGGCGCGAGACUACACCACGAGCCGCUUCGGUCGGACGUCAACGUCGGUCGCACGAGCGAGAAGGGGGGGCAGCUGGGAAGGGGGAGAAAAAAGAGCCCGUCUGUCAGUGUGUGGAUGCAGGGAGAGAGACGGGGGAGAGAGGACCGCCGCUGCCGCACAACUCCAAUUUCAGCAUCCGACCGGCCGAAUUUUCCCGAGGGUACUUUGUGGAUUGCGGAUUUAAUCUGCAUCUUCUGACCAAGUGGACAGUCACCCCUCCCCCUCAGGGAAGGGCACCAUGACCCAGGAGGGGCAGGCUCUGCCCUCUCCCACCCCACCAGAGAACCCAGUAGAGCCCAGUACAAGCACCACCACUGACCCUCCCAAAGAGACACACAACAAGCCAGAUGAUGACAAGCUGGAUGCUGGGGCGAAGGAAGAGACAGAGGAAGGGAAACAAGAAGAGGAGGUCAAAGAAAGAGAGGAGGGGGAGACGCACAGAGAAGGAGAAGGGGGGGUGAAAAUAAAAGGUGAUAGAGGAGAUGGUGAGUUGAAAGAAGAGAGGAAAGACAGGGCCCAGGAUGAGCAUCAGCAGACAGGAAGAGAGGCAGAGGGGGAGAUACACAGAGAAGGAGAAGGGGUGAAAAUAAAAGGUGAUAGAGGAGAUGGUGAGUUGAAAGAAGAGAGCGAAGACAGGGCCCAGGAUGAACAUCAGCAGACAGGAAGAGAGGCAGAGGGGGACAGGGAAGGGAUGAGGGGGGAAGGAUGUAAAAAUAUGGAGGAAAGCUUAACGGGGGUGGAGACAACACAUGAGCUGGAGGAGAUGAAAGAGGAAGAGGAGGGGAAGGAAAAUGAAGAAAUUCACCCAUGCACAGAAGAGGAGGCAACCAAUUCUCAACAAGCUGGCCGAUUGGCAAACGGUAUAGCUGGGAAUGACGAUGAAGAUGAAGCGGUUGAGGAGGAUGAAGGAGGAGAAGAGGGGGCGACACAAACACACUUGGACACUUUCAGUUCUAAUUUUGAGACAACUGUAGAACAGGCUGACACAGAAGUGGAGGAAGAGGAGGAAGAAGAGGAAGAGAUCCACAAAGAAGGGGAUGGCAGAGAAAACCAGGACAGUUUCAGCUCGGCGUUUGAACAGAUUGUUGAGCAGGUCGAUGUUCAGGAUGAGGAAGAAGAGGAGGAAGAGGAGAGAGAGUUGGAGGAGGAAAGGGAGAAAAGUAAGGUGGACAACAAAGAUGGCUUCAGCUCCACGUUUGAGCGCAUCGUGGAGUCUGCCCUGCUCCGGGGUGGGACCUGCUACAGCAGCCUUGACUCUUUGGACGUGCUGUCACUCACAGACGAGACAGACAGUUGCGUUAGCUUUGAGGCGCCACUGACGCCGCUCAUCCAACAGAGGGCACUGUUACAGGGUCCUGAACCUCUGGAGCUGGAGUUGGCUACAGUUCAGGAGCAAGAAGGGGCUGAGGCUGAACUCACAGCUGGGGAAAAUGCUGGAGCAGUGGCUGGAGUAGGAGGAAGCCCUCUGAGGACCACCAUACCAGGGAGCAGGUCAGAGUUUGUGCUGAGCCAGGGUGGACGCUGGGCCAUCCCGAAUGGCUAUCACACAGAUUGCCAGGGAGCCAUGACUAACUCUGUCAGUGAUGCCAACCUCACAGACGUGCUGUCUGACUCAGAGGAGUGUGAUUUGGGCAGUCUGGAACACGGGAGCACAGAUACUCUGGCCAAUGGCUGCCGAGCCGACUGUGAGGCUGCGAAGAGGCUGGCCAAGCGCCUCUAUCACCUCGAGGGCUUCAAACGCUGCGAUGUGGCCAGACACCUGGGAAAGAAUAAUGAGUUCAGCCAGAUGGUGGCAUCAGAGUACCUGAGCUUCUUUGAUUUCUCUGGCUUGUCUCUGGACCGAGCCCUGAGGAACUUCUUAAAGGCCUUUCCGCUGAUGGGAGAAACCCAGGAGAGAGAGCGGGUCCUUGUCCAUUUCUCCAGGCGCUACUGCCAUUGCAACCCACAGACACCCACCUCUGAAGGUCAGAGUUGUGAGGGUGAUGAUAAAGACAAUGGAGCCCACACAUUAACCUGCGCCCUCAUGCUGCUCAACACAGAUCUACAUGGACACAACAUUGGGAAGAAGAUGUCCUGUCAGCAGUUUAUCAGUAAUCUAGAAGGCCUCAACAAUGGGAAAGACUUUCCCAAAGAUUUAUUAAAGGUUUUGUAUAACUCGAUCAAGAACGAGAAGCUCGAGUGGGCAGUUGAGGAGGAGGAGCUGAGGAAGAGUCUGUCAGAACUGGUGGAGGAGCAAUGUGAGGGCGGGAGUAAACGUGUUGCUAGGGUAACGGAUGGCAGUAACCCUUUCAUCGCCAUUCCCAUUCUCUUAAAUGCUGUCACCUACAAGCAUGGUGUGCUGACCCGCAAGAGCCACGCUGAAAUGGACGGCAAACGCACCCCGAGGGGUCGCCGUGGAUGGAAGAAGUUCUAUGCGGUUCUGAAGGGGAUGAUCUUAUAUCUCCAGAAGGAUGAGUACAAGCCAGAUACUGACAUUUCAGAGGUGGACCUGAAGAACGCAGUGCGGAUCCACCACGCUUUAGCCACUCAUGCCACCGACUACAGCAAGAGGGCCAACGUACUGAAGCUCAAAACUUCAGACUGGAGAGUCUUUCUCCUGCAGGCACCGAGUGAGGAGGAGAUGAUGUCUUGGAUCUUCCGGAUUAACCUGGUGGCGGCGCUGUUUUCUGCCCCAGCCUUCCCUGCUGCCAUCGGCUCCAUGAAGAAAUUCUGCCGGCCCAUCCUGCCAUCCUCAUCCACCCGACUGAACCAGGAGGAGCAGCUGCUGAGUCACGAGAACAAACUGAAGCAGAUGAGCCUGGAGCUGGAAGAACACAGGAAAAAUUUGCCCUCAGCUGACCCAAAAAGCCGAGAGUGGGAGGAGUACCGGCUCAAAGAGCACUACCUCACGUAUGAGAAGACUCGAUACGAGACAUACAUCAGCCUCCUGCAGGCUAAGAUCCGCACAGAGACGGAUGACCUUGAGAAGAUUGAGGCCAGCGUCAUGGGCGGGUUGAUCAUGGAGGGUGGUCUGGCCGGCCGCGAGUGCCACCUCCGCAAGACGCAGUCCUCUCCAUCCAUCAGUCAGGUCCACGGCGGCCUGAAUGGGAGGGCUGCUGGAUGCACUGUCCCAGGAAAGAGGAGCUGA
Molecule: messenger RNA, 3417 nt
Organism: Archocentrus centrarchus (flier cichlid)
Lineage: Eukaryota; Metazoa; Chordata; Actinopteri; Cichliformes; Cichlidae
Gene: psd2
Product: pleckstrin and Sec7 domain containing 2
Exons: 15
Coding region: 529-3417 (962 amino acids)
Biological process (GO): regulation of ARF protein signal transduction
Molecular function (GO): protein binding; phospholipid binding; guanyl-nucleotide exchange factor activity
Source: RefSeq, a predicted model, not a curated record